CAGUAUAAAACCUGCACAGGUGUCACGAGAUAUCGAGGCCCGACUCCCACCUCGAAUUCGGCCUCCUUUAGGACCCCGACUGGUACAAAAUUCACAUUUUUGUGUGCGUUCGGUAAGCGCUAGCGCUAGCUGGUAUUUCGCAAGCGCGAGCUAACCACUUUGUUCUAAGCUAUGCUAGUUGAUACGUAAGGUUACUAAAACAGUAAGAACGAGAUGUGUUUGAUUUCACUACCUAUAGCCUCCUAGCAUAGAACGCAGUUAAUGUUAAAAACGUUAAUGGUAAUUUUAGCAAAGUUCUAGUGACAUGUAUCGGAAUGUAAUUUUGUAAGAAUUGCAAUCGCUAAUAGAGUACCCUUGCUAAAGGGGACCGUAUUCGAGGGGGGACUCGAUACCUCAUGACACCAGAGCAGGUUGGCCGUGUAGCCUAAGUUACCAUGGCAACUAAACCUGCUCAAAACCAAUCCACCUUCUUGAGCCCGAAAACUCGGAGUAUGCUCAAACUACACGUGAACUUACCAGGGUGUGUGUCGGCUGCUGACCUGUUUGCUGCAUAAGUUGGAGUCUAACAUGGACACCUCAGAGGACAGUACGUUUCUACAGGACAUGCUCAUGGGCAAUACUCUGCAUCUGCUUAUUAAGGUCUAUGACAGGCUGCAGAAGUACAGGGACCAGCAGCCCACUCCACUGCUGGAGAGCACAGAGGGCCUGCUUCAGGAUUUGGCUGAGGAUCUCCGUGGUGAGGUCGCCAGCCGAGAGACAUCAGAGCUGUUGGACCUGCUCUCUAGACCUCAUGUACAGGGUCUUCUCUCAGUCCACGACACGGUGGCACAGAAAGACUAUGACCCUCAGUUGCCUCCUCUGCCUACAUUGCAUGAUAACAAACCAGAUGAGGAAGAUUCAUUCAGGAUCAUCACCAUGAUUAAAAACCAGGAGCCUCUGGGAGCCACUGUGAAGAGAGACGUGUCUACUGGAGCUAUGGUUGUGGCUCGGAUCAUGAGAGGAGGAGCUGCUGAUCUAAGUGGUCUAAUUCAUGAAGGUGACAAGCUCGAGGAAGUUAAUGGCGUUCCAAUGGAGGACAGGAGCCCAGAGGAGAUUAUUCCUAUAUUAGUAUGGCUCCCUUUGUGUGCCCAGUCAGAAGGAACGGUGACCUUCAAAGUCAUUCCAGGCACCAAAGAAGAAUUGGCAACCAAAAACACCAAGAUCUUCAUGAGGGCACUUUUUGACUACGAUCCCAAAGCAGAUCCUGCAAUUACGUGCAAAGACGUCGGGCUGGAGUUCAGGAGAGGAGAUGUGUUACAGAUUGUAAGUCAAGAGGAUGACACCUGGUGGCAGGCCAAACAUCAGGGUGAGGCAAACCUCAGGGCUGGACUGAUUCCCUCUAGACAGCUUCAGGAGAGGAGAAUGGCUUUACAGAGGCCUGAAGCUCUGUUCAAGUUACCCAGUGUGUCAGAAACAUUCACAGAGGAUGUUGACUACAGAGCAAUAAGUGGCAUACAAAUAGCUGGUUUAAGGAGAAGUUUCCGGUUAAGCAGAAAGGAUAGCAGGAGUCAACAAGUGAGACAGAAGAUGGUUGAAGGACAUGGCAAUAUCCCUGAACUAAUAUAUCAGGAGGUCUCGCCAUACCACAGAAAGCCUGAAGACCAGUAUCGCCUCGUGCUUCUUACUGGACCCAGUGGCGUUGGUGUGACUGAAUUGAAGAGGAAACUUCUACUCUCUGACCCAGAGCACUUCAGUGUGACUGUGCCAUAUACCACUCGGGAGCAGAAAAGGCAGGAGAAAGAUGGUGUGGACUAUCACUUUAUAUCCAAGCACACAUUUGAGAAAGAUAUUCUUAACCACAAGUUUUUGGAGUAUGGUGAACACAGUGGGAACUACUACGGUUUGAACAUAGAUUCGGUGCGCAGGGUUCUAGAGGAGAGAAAGGUGUGCUUGCUGGAUGUGGAGCCUCAUGUUAUAGAAGCCUUAAACACGAGUGAGUUUAAACCCUAUGUUGUAUUUGUGAAGCCUCCAUCAAUAGAGCGCUUGAAACUGAGCCGGAGAAAAGCAAAAGUUCUGUCAAGUCCAAAUGAGAAGAAAUCCACAAAAACAUUUACGGAAAAUGACUUUGAGGAUAUGAUUACCAGUGCCCAGGCCAUUGAGAGUAAAUAUUGCCAUUUGUUUGAUAAAGUAACCAUCAAUGACGACUUGGCCGUGGCUUUUACUGAGCUAAGAGAUCAACUCAGGAAGAUUGAAACAGAGAGUCACUGGAUCCCACAUUCAUGGGCUGAUGUCUUAGAGAGCAAUUCAUGUUGACCACAUCGUUUAUACAUAUAACAUUUUGACAAAGUUUUGGAGAUUUUCGGGAUUUUAAAGAGCACUUUAUAUCAUUGUAAUUAUACACUACAUGCAGUGUCCUGACCAGUCAUGAACCAAUUCCAUUCAAAUCUGCCAAACACAUGAUAGUGUGUUUAUGUUGUAAAACAAAUAACUGUAGAGUAUUCUCGCCCUCUUUCCUAUAUACAUUAUGCUAUAUUACUGGAUUUCUACGUGUAUUGCUUUGGUGCCCAUUGUGGUUCAUGUUUUGACAUUAAUCACUCGCAGACGUGGAAUCUCUUUGACAAAGACGUGUUCUCAAUUUGGCUGAAAUGAGGUGAGGUAGGAUACGGUAUACUUUUUAAGAUUGCAAAUACAAGUCUGAACAAUGGAUUAUAUCUCUGAAACGCAUCCAGGUAGAUCUAUGUACCAAACAUUUCCAAUCCAAGUUUAGAUUUGUUCCUGGCGCAGUUGAACUUAACCCAGGGCUUUACAAGAAGUUAAAUGUCUUCGUGUUCUUGAGGAAUGUUAAUGUUUGCAGAUAUAGGAGGUGAUCCAUGGGUCAAACUCUCCAAAAGACCAAUGCAAAGCACCUCAAGUUAUUCCACACGUUUGUGGAGAAGAGGUUUGAAGCAAGGUGACCUUAACUUUUCCCCCGGAACCAAGAGAAGGAAGUGUAUUAAAGGAGAAAUAGUUACAGGAACGUUCCUGGGGUUAACUUGGCUGCCUGGCCAGUGUGCGUGAUAGAACUCCAGGCAUACUUGCCUUUUAGCUUCCUAUAAAAUAAGAUUAAAUUUAACAGACAGACAGAUUCCUAUGCUAUGCUAUGCUAUGCUAUGCCAGAUUUACAUACAGCUGAAAAACAAACUUUUAAAAUGAAUCAAAAUUAAAGUCACUUGAAUUGACAUUAUUUUAAACUGACCUAAAAACGUUUAACCAAUUUCAACUAGGUUUUACAAAGUACAUUUAAAAUGCAACUACAUUUUAUGAAUUAUCAAGCCAAUUUGAUCAAACUUGAAAAUUUAAGUCAGCUUUAAAGCUAAAGUUUUAAAUUAGAUCUUUUUGUUUUAGUGUAACACAGAAUCCAUAGUUGCUCUUUACGUAUCGCUCCCAUUUUGUGCUGCUGUGUGGCCUUUUUCUAACAGGCCAUAAUGCUCUCCACAGUGUUUAAAACCACAUUUAUUAAUACACCUGCUGCGCUAGCAAUCUCAGAAACCUCUUCUUUAAUAAUACAAUUACCCUCAUCCUUUAAAAUCUGGAAACUACCAUUUCCCACUGUAAGUUUCGAUGUAUCUGCGGAGGAUAUAAAAUUAUUGGUGAGUCCUGGCAUAUCUUAAUGUCCAACAGUGUCGUUCUUUUAUCCUUCUGUAAUUGAGUUAUAAUGGCUAGUAUAGAAAACAGAAGUUUGGACAGAGAGCCGGAUACUGUAUUUGUCUGGUUUUGUGUGGAGGAGUUGCCUGGGUAGGCAGCCCAGGCUUUGUGGCUUUACAAGAGGUCAGGUUCCUUCACAGGCUGACGUCAUGGCUAUUAAAGGGCUAUCUGAACAGCCAGGCCUGAGCGUGUCAAACAGACCGGGACGGUUCAUGCGCUUAAACACGUGCACUGAUGAUGCCAAUAAAAAUACGGCUAGACCAAGUAGAGCUGUGCACAAUGAUUUCAGAUAACUGAUGUAUUUCAAUAAAGCAACUACAAUGGGGAACAAAGGAUUUGUGCUUUCACGAUCACAAUAAUCAGUGUAAGACGAUGUGAAUGUUAACUACAUCAAACAAAACAUUCUUUAUCCUCACUGAACUAUAGUCGAGUUCUGUCCCUCAUUAACUCGCAGUAACAGAACAACCAUUUGUGGUCAGCCGAGAGAAACAAGACAUUCCAGCCACGACUCCAUGUUUACAAAAUGCAAUCACACAAGGAGGAAGUUAUUUUAUAUGAGGUCGUGUCAAACAUUGUUUUUAGAGCAGAUUGACUCAUGAUGAGUGCUAAAACAUAGUAGGCUAAGAAGUGCACUAAACGGUCUUCAGUGAGCCACACCUUCUCUUGGACAGCACAGAGGCGGCACACCUUUUGCCAAACCAUGCAAUGCUCAGAGCCAGAGUUAGUCUAGAAACUUCAGUCAGAGCAAAGUGUUUCAUCUCCAGAGAUCUACUGCUAAGAAUACAUUAUUUACGUUUAAGUGAAUAUGAGAUAUGAGAAUUUAGAUUGAUGAUUUCAAUGUUUCAAUUUAAAUGAGAUGUUUAAAUGUUUUCAAAGACAAAGAUUUUGUUCGAGUGCUUUUAAAUACUUUCAUAGCACCAAUACGUCAAUAAAAAGAACCCAAAAUAA
Molecule: messenger RNA, 4611 nt
Organism: Triplophysa dalaica
Lineage: Eukaryota; Metazoa; Chordata; Actinopteri; Cypriniformes; Nemacheilidae
Gene: mpp7b
Product: MAGUK p55 scaffold protein 7b
Exons: 17
Coding region: 568-2292 (574 amino acids)
Biological process (GO): protein localization to adherens junction
Cellular component (GO): cell-cell junction; plasma membrane
Molecular function (GO): protein binding
Source: RefSeq, a predicted model, not a curated record